Molecule: messenger RNA, 627 nt
Organism: Helobdella robusta
Lineage: Eukaryota; Metazoa; Annelida; Clitellata; Rhynchobdellida; Glossiphoniidae
Exons: 3
Coding region: 1-627 (208 amino acids)
Source: RefSeq, a predicted model, not a curated record
AUGGUUGAUGGAGAUGCAAAUCCUGAUUUUUUGAAGGGACAUUGUUUCCACGGAGUUGAUGGUCCGGCUGGUCCCAAUUGGGCUUAUGUCGACCUCGCUGGUGAAUAUUAUGUAGAUAUUGUUAAUGUGUUUUCAAGAAAUAUUGAGAAUGAACGUUUGCAUUAUUUCCUGAUCGGUCUGACGGAUGCCUCACCUGGAUCAAGUGUCGUCAGAGGAAGUUAUCACCUCUGUGGUCAGUACAAGGAUGACAUAACUGACGCUGGCAGGAACUCAGUCAAAUGCAGCGCCAAUCUCCUCUCAUACAGAUACGUUAUCAUCCAGCAACCAGUAGAUGGCGUUGGCUUUUUAACGGUUUGCGAGUUAGAAGUGUACGGAGCGAAAAACUUGAAUUCUAAGAUAUGGAAGCGUUACAGGGACUACAAGUUGACUGGUUACACUUCCCGUUUGAUCACCGCCGUCAGUUGUGUGAUGAAAUGUUUCUUCAUGUGCCUUCCUGGCCUCUGCCAUUCAAUCAAUUUUCAACCAGAGAGCUCAACUUACGAAUUGAACCAUCAUCUGUUCGGGUAUAAUCUAAUCAAUUUAAACGUCAGUCAAAGCUGGAGUUUCUACGAAGUUUCGUAUGCUUAA